AUGAUUCCCAAGCUGAUCGCACUCUUCGCUUGUGCGAGCCUUGCUUCCGCCAACCCCGUAGUCUUAGCCAGGGCUGUUACCUCCCUUGAUGAGUCCGCUUUUGCUGAGGCUCAACAACGUGACGACACCGCAACCAGGGCCGCGUCCAACAUCAACAUCAAGACUUCUGACGGCAAAUGCCUCUCUGUCGACAAGCUCUCGGGCGACUUCCGGGCCAACCUCACCCCUAUCAAGGUUGAGCAAUGUGGAUCGACAGACGGCCAAGGAUGGGACAUCAUUACUGCCGGGAAGCAUAUUUCUGCCCCUCAAUCGAUGCUCAUUGUGAGCACUUCGACAAACGCUUGCUUCAACUUCGACCCUCGCCGCGCUGCAGGCAACCAGGUCCUUCUGUUCUCUUGCGGCGGCAGGGCUGAUGGAGGUGGUGCUGAGACAAACUCUCAAAUCUUCCCAUUUAGCCAGCCAGACGGCCCUCAGUCGUUGCAGCCGCAGAACGCCCAAGGGAAGUGCCUGGCCGUAAAGGACAAUGUCGUGGACAUUGCCGACUGCAGUUCCGGGGAUGCGACACAGGAGUUCCUCUUUAGCGGUGAGGCCACUCGUGCCUCUGGCAGUGCCUCUGGCAUUGCCUCUGGAAGUGCUGCAGCUAAGGUGCCUAGAACCACCGGUGCUGCAUCACAACCUCAGGCCACCGGUGUCACAGGAGUCAACACGGCCCAACCUGCAGCAGUUUCGGGUGCUGGCAACACGCUUGAUCAGGCCGCAGUAGACGAGGCCCAACAACGCGAUGACACAGCCGUGCGAGCAGUCAGCAAUACCAAGAUACGCGCUCCCAAUGGCCAAUGUCUCACCGUGGACCCUACCGCGGGCGAUUUCAGGAUGAACCUCAUCCCUGUGACCUUUGCGGACUGUUCCAAUCCUACGACUUGGGACUUGAUCACUUCGGGCAAGCACAACGACGGUAGUGGCGGCGAGGCGGCCCUGAUUGUGAGCACCGCCACUCAGGGCUGUAUCUCUGUUGAUCCUCGAAGGCAAGGUUUUGACCAAGUCAACUUGUUCUCCUGUGGCGGCAGAGCUGACGGGUCGGGAUUGACAAAUCAGGGGCAACUGUUUCCGUUCACAGGUGAAGAGAGCUUUGCGUUAGCGCCGCAUGGCGGAGGUCGUUAG
Diaporthe amygdali is the source of this 1161-nucleotide messenger RNA. RefSeq names its product mg2+ transporter protein. The coding region runs from base 1 to 1161 and encodes 386 amino acids. The transcript has 5 exons. Lineage: Eukaryota; Fungi; Ascomycota; Sordariomycetes; Diaporthales; Diaporthaceae. The record is from RefSeq and is a predicted model, not a curated record.